This is a messenger RNA of Nicotiana tabacum (common tobacco), 614 nucleotides long. The record is from RefSeq and is a predicted model, not a curated record. Lineage: Eukaryota; Viridiplantae; Streptophyta; Magnoliopsida; Solanales; Solanaceae.
UUCGAGGCUUAGGCAUGGGUGCAGUUCCAACUGUAGUAUUCAAGCAAACAUCAAGAUAAGGUGGUUGUUCUUAUAUGAGCGCAGCUAGCACUAGUGCUCCACCUCCACAAUGGGUGCAAGAGAUGGCAAAUAUGAGAUCACAAUUAAAUGCGCUAACAAGCUUAUUUCAAAUGAAAAUAGGAAAUAUCCCGAGGAGUUUGCUCACUUAUUUCCGACUCCUUCACAGUGUCCGUAGCAUUUUAAAUUAUGAUGGAGAAGGCAGAUCCUUCACAGAAACUAUAUACAAGGAUGCGACUUUGGGAAUUCCCAGAUCAGCACCCAAUCUAGGAGAUGGCAUUGGAGUUGGCGUUGGAGAUGGCAUUGGAGAUGGCGUUGGAGAUGGCAUUGGAGGUGGCGUUGGAGAUGGCGUUCCGUCACCAACUGGGCCUAGAAGAUCCUUUGACGGAAGUAACUAUGAAAAUGGAGCAAACAAUAAUUAGUAAUCAUUGUUAGGAUGAACUACGUUUUUUUGUGUUGUAACUAUUGAGUAACUCUCUUAACUCUCUUCACCUUAAACUUGAAUCUUGGAUGAUGUGGAUUUUGGGUAUGUUUUAAUAUGAUGAAUAUUUUGCUUA